AUGCCUCAAGCGCAACCCGAGCUCAAAAAGUAUAUGGAAAAGCGGCUGUUCGUCCAAUUGAACGGCAACCGCAAAGUCAUUGGCGUCCUGCGCGGCUACGAUGUCUUCCUGAAUAUUGUCCUCGACGAGGCCGUCGAAGAAAAAGCCGGCGGCGAGCGCGAGAGAUUGGGCAUGGUGGUCAUCCGUGGCAACUCGGUUGUGAUGCUCGAGGCGCUGGAACGCAUGGGUGAUGACCGACGGUGA
This is a messenger RNA of Fonsecaea erecta, 243 nucleotides long. RefSeq lists its product as hypothetical. The transcript is spliced from 3 exons. The record is from RefSeq and is a predicted model, not a curated record. Lineage: Eukaryota; Fungi; Ascomycota; Eurotiomycetes; Chaetothyriales; Herpotrichiellaceae. Gene Ontology annotation, biological process: spliceosomal snRNP assembly; mRNA splicing, via spliceosome. Gene Ontology annotation, cellular component: P granule; U5 snRNP; U1 snRNP. Bases 1 to 243 code for a protein of 80 amino acids. Gene Ontology annotation, molecular function: RNA binding.